AUGUCUCGGAGAGCCCUUGUCAAAGCCUCUGAGCAUCAUGUGUGCGCACCUCACAUAGCAAAGCUUAUUCCCCCAGGACUCGCACUAUACACGCCUACACCUACAAAGCGAUUUGCCCAUGUGGAAGCAUCGGCGGUUGCAGAGGUGCCGGAUGCAUCGGACUUGUCAGCCCAAACCUCUCCUGAACCGAAGGUGGUCCUCUUCCCCCCGUCAAGAGAGCAGCAGGUCGCGAUCGAUGCUUUGCUUUACUCAGACGACAACCUGAUCGUGGAUGCCUGUGCAGGUUCUGGAAAGACUACGACCAUACUGCAUCUCGCGCAGUCAGCCCCAGGCACCAGAUUCUUGGUUCUCGUCUACAAUCGACGCUUGAUGCUGGAGACUGAAGAGAGAGUGCAAGCACUGGGGCUGCAGAAUAUCACUGUUCUCAACUAUCACUCUUUGGGGGCACGCUUCUAUACCGCCGAGUGUGGUACAGACCAGGGUCUCAAGCGAGUUGUGGAAGAUGACAUGUCCGUUAUGGACAACACGGAGCUGCCCGACUUUUCUGUCCUGGUCAUGGAUGAACAGCAGGACAUGACGCCCAUUUUGAAACGCUUUGUAGAUAAAGUGAUACGCGACAAGAAUUUCGCCACCAACAGGAAUCGGUCAGCCGCUGCCAAAAACAAGUUGAGGGUUGUUGUGCUUGGUGACAGAAGACAGGAGGUGUAUGGCUUCAACAACGCCGACUCGAGGUUCCUCACAAUGGCUUCCCGACCAGAAGUCUUUGGCUACAUUAACGAACACGGCUGGAAGUCCGCCGACCAGUCCACGUCGAACCGCAUCACCCAGCAGAAUGUCGACUUCAUCAACCAGCAGAUGCUCAAGAAACCCCUGGGCGAGGCAAUGCGGGCCGUCAGGAACCAGAAAAUAGACGGAAGUGCGUACCCAAAGCCACGAUACGUCAUCUGUGAUCCCUACGAAGAUCUCUUGGACGAAGUUUCGAGGCUUCUGGGAAUGGGUGAUCUGUCGCCCACGGACAUCAUCGUGCUAGCACCAUCUGUACGCGGCUCGUCACCAGCCAUCUACCUAGCAAAUGCGCUUGCAUUGAGGGGGAUUCCUGUAUUCAGAUCAGACUCUGAUGUCUCGGACAUUGCUCCUGAAGUGGCUCACGGAAAGGUGCUCAUCUGCACCUAUCACCAGGCAAAGGGAAUCGAACGCAAGGCCGCGAUCGUGCUCGGCUUCGAUCAGAAUUAUCACAACUGGUACGACAAGGUCGUUGCGCCUCCAACAUCCACGAGCAACCCACAGUACGUCGCUACCACGCGGGCGCUUGAGCACCUGGUCGUCAUCCAUGAGUAUCGAAGUCCACCUCUCCCAUUUGUCGACCUCGACACCGUGAAUGCGUCGUGUGACUUUGUCGUCACGCGCCCUAUACAAAUUGAAGAACCGAGACCGAGACGCGCCAUCCAAAAUUUCAACGUCACUGGGCUGUGCAGAAACCUCUCGGAGACACUCAUCACGGAUUGUCUGCAGCGUCUCGAGGUCCGUAAUCUGGCCGGUCCGGCGUACGGAGUGUCACCCUCACCGCCCACUGAGAUCAGAGACAAGACCGGCCUCCUUGAGGGUGUCUCAAACGUCACAGGCACUGCAGUUCCUGCCAUAUUUCAGUGGCGGCAGAGGAGAAGGCUCGGGAUCCUCUCUGGACCCUUGAAACUGCUGGAGCCACCGAAACGCCAGACAAGACGACCCAACCCGCUGCGCCAGCUCCCGAAAGACUUCUACGAGAAGAUCAAAGAUAUCAAGGAUGCCUAUGACGGCGAUGGACCUGUGGGGACAGACGACAUCCUGUAUCUCUCGGCCCUCGAGAUGGCCGCCAAGGACAAGGACAUCACAAAACUCCUCUCCAUCCCGCUGGAUGAGUACACUUGGCUCGCAGAGCCACACUGCAGGGACAUCCACUACACGCUCAACAACCUCCCCAGUCCAGCAAAGAUUUCAGGACGCGGGAUCCUGUUCGAGGCCAUCCGGUACCGCAAGUUCCCCACCAUCACCCAUGGCGGCGGACCCGUCAACCCAGAGAAGAAAAAAGGCGUCAUCGUAGCUGGCGCCAUGGACAUCUGCCGCCUUCAAGGCACCAGCAAGACCGUCUGGGAGAUAAAGAACAGCGAGUCCCUCCAGCCAGAGCACCUCCUCCAGGUCGCCCUGUACAUCCUCCUCCUUGGAGAGCCCGCGUCCGGUUUUCUGGUGUCAUCUCGCACGGGACAGGCGGUGCAGGUCCUACCCAGGACGCCACAGUCUCUGAUGGAGAUUCUGCAGCUCCUCGUGAACGCCAAGUCUGGGGGCGAGCAGACCAGGCUGCUGAAUACGUACUCGGAUGACGAGUUCUUGGAAGAGUGCGGGAGGAACUUUGGGGGUUUGGUUGGCAAGUGUGCGCUCCCGGCCUGGUUUGCGAUGAAGCCGACUGGGUCCAAGUACAUUGGAUCCUAUAGAGGGCAAACUAGAAGGAGGAGACAUAGUACGGAGAAGGAAGAAUAG
This is a messenger RNA of Cryphonectria parasitica EP155, 2514 nucleotides long. RefSeq lists its product as uncharacterized. Lineage: Eukaryota; Fungi; Ascomycota; Sordariomycetes; Diaporthales; Cryphonectriaceae. Gene Ontology annotation, biological process: recombinational repair. Gene Ontology annotation, cellular component: nucleus. Gene Ontology annotation, molecular function: DNA binding; ATP binding; 3'-5' DNA helicase activity. The record is from RefSeq and is a predicted model, not a curated record. Bases 1 to 2514 code for a protein of 837 amino acids. The transcript has 2 exons.